AUGUUCGGUUGUGCAACAGGUACUUCAAUUGAAGAAUGUGUCCAGAACCAGAAGUUGCGUCGGUUGGGACAGGUGUUGCAUACGCCUAACCAUCGUUUGCCGAAGAGAGUGCUUUUUUCCAUGCCCAGUUCAGAGUGGCUUAAUGACGGAGGCGGCCAAUCCUUGAAUUCGCAGAGAGAUUACGAAACACGGGUGCCUGGGACCCCUGGAACUCACUCGAACAUUGGUCAACAAAAGCGGAACACAUACACACAUCUGUCUAAAGGACAGUCUCAACCUCAUUCCAUCCUUCCCGGCGGACAUUCGGUUCCUACUUUUAUUGGCCUCCCAUCAGGGUGGAAACGAGAGGAGUGCACUCGUCCGUGUGGUUUGAGCACAGGGAAAACGGAUGUUUACUAUAUAAGCCCCAAUGGACAGAAGGUCAGAACAAAACAUGAGAUGAAAUUUCUGCUUGAUGAUGCAUAUGACAUUAGCACCUUUGACUGGAGAACGGGGAAGUUUCAAAUGUCAGCCUCAAAAGUUCGUAGAACUGAUGACUCUUCAAGUCCAACUUCUGCAAAGGUUCCUCGCAUGGAUUCUGCCUUUGUACGCCGUACAUCUCCCCCAGACGUGUUCACUCCUAUUGUUGUCCGAUCCCACCCGGAAUGCAAACGUACCGAUGUCAAGAACCUCAACCAGGAACCUCCACAUCAGCUUUUUUGGGAAAAACGUUUUAAAGGCACUUACGCAGUCGAUCCGGAAACUGGUGAGGCUUUCAAACAGCUUUCGUUACCGAAAGACAUACAGUCAGCCGGAGUACCUGGUUAUGAAGCCCCACAGUUAGUACAGAGCCUUGUCAACGCUCUUGCUACGAAGAGCUCACCCAUUACCGGUCAAGAACAACCAGUUUCAGCCUUUGAAAAGAAUCCCUGUGUAGCAGCGAAUAACUUGCAACCUAUGAUCAAGACGUACAUAGUUUCAGAUGAGGAUGUUCGACGCCAAGAAGCGCGCGUCAGAGAACUUCGUCGGAAGUUGGAACUCGCUCGCAAGAAACUCAAUCCACGUUAUUCGAGUGAACGACACGGAUAGAACAAUUGGAAUGACAUGAACCCUUGCCCCAGCCCUCAUUGUACCUAUUGCUAAGUUUGAGUGUCCCAGUGUAUAAUGCUUGCCUUCAUUCAUUGUUCUCAUGGUCAAGCUCCUUCGUAUGUAUACGGUGCACAAGUGCAACAUUGCAAACCUGUAUUCUGAAUAUUUUCUUGACCAAAUGCAUGAACUUUGUU
Molecule: messenger RNA, 1262 nt
Organism: Opisthorchis viverrini
Lineage: Eukaryota; Metazoa; Platyhelminthes; Trematoda; Opisthorchiida; Opisthorchiidae
Exons: 8
Coding region: 1-1068 (355 amino acids)
Molecular function (GO): DNA binding
Source: RefSeq, a predicted model, not a curated record